This is a messenger RNA of Opisthocomus hoazin, 236 nucleotides long. NCBI's taxonomy places the organism in Eukaryota, Metazoa, Chordata, Aves, Opisthocomiformes, Opisthocomidae. The record is from RefSeq and is a predicted model, not a curated record.
UCCCGGUGUCACCACUGGUCCUGGUCCCAGUCCCAGUCCCAAUCCCGGUGCCACUGUUCCCAUUCCUCCCAGUCCCACUGUCCCUGCUGCUCCCAGUGCCGUCCCACUGUUCCCGCUGCUGCUGGUGCCAGUCCCGGCGCUGUUACUGGUCCCAGUCCUGAUGCCUCCCGCUGUUACUGGUCCCAGUGCCAGUCCCGGUCCCAGUCCCGCUGUCCCCGGUGCCACCGCUGCUCCCA